Molecule: messenger RNA, 3212 nt
Organism: Egretta garzetta (little egret)
Lineage: Eukaryota; Metazoa; Chordata; Aves; Pelecaniformes; Ardeidae
Gene: TNFRSF8
Product: TNF receptor superfamily member 8
Exons: 13
Coding region: 514-1932 (472 amino acids)
Molecular function (GO): protein binding
Source: RefSeq, a predicted model, not a curated record
CCAGCAGCACCAGUAAGGAGUUUCCACUUCCCAUCCUUUUAAACAUCUAGUUCAAUCAAGAAUAAAUUUAAGAAAAAGAAGUUCUAAGGAUGGCAGCUGGGAGCGUGGUUUUGCUUUGGAUGUGUGAGAUGUAUGCUUUCUUCUGAGGAACACUGUCCCACCACAGCCUUUCUCUCAGGCAGAUAAGAAAGCUUUGUGACACCUUAAACCAACUGAAAUCUUUCAAGGCACCAGAACCAAAAAAUGUUAUCCAGAGUCACAAAUGAAAGUGAGUGAAAUGACAAGUAGCAGCCCAAGGGAUGACUGUCAGCAACAGGAAUUGAUUUCAAGUGGGAUUGGAGGGAGGAAAGAGAAGGAUUCUCAGGAGGAUGGUUUGCGCUGGAAUGGCUCUGGACUGAAUGAACAGACACGGAGCAAGACUGGGCUGGACCCUGAGAGGAUCUCAACCAGGAGGAGCAACCUGGCUGUCUAACCUGCAAUGCUGGGAGCUAGGGAGAUUUAACACCACUGCAGAUGGCUGCCUGCAGCCUGGUACUUGGACUGUGGCUCCUGCUGCUUCUCCAGGAUAUUCAGACAGCCCCACAGACAUCAUUAACCCCAUCUCAUUCCUGUGAUACACUUGAGAAUUGGUUGUAUGAUGAAACUUCACAAAGCUGCUGUUAUCAGUGUCCCUCAGGCUAUGUUAAGAAGAAAGCAUGUCCUAAGGACCCAGGUAAAGACUGCAUGAGAUGUGGACCUGAACAAUAUGUGAAUGAAGAAUUCCAAAAGCCACGAUGUGAUGCUUGUGUAUCAUGCGCAAAAGAAUCUGACCUUGUGGAGAAAGAGCCCUGCUCCUUCAAUUCUAGCCGCGUGUGUGAGUGCCGACCAGGUCUGUUCUGUCAAACCCCUGUUCUGAACACCUGCAUACGAUGCCAGCAGCACACUGUUUGCAAGCCUGGUUUUGGAGUCAAAGUCAGAGGCACUUCAACAAAUGAUGUUAUUUGUGAGGAGUGCCCUUCUGGGACCUUCUCUGAUCAAAACUCCAGCACUGACAUCUGCAAGCCCCACACGAACUGUGCCAGGUUAAACAAAAUAGCACUAAGGGAAGGAAAUGCCACACACGAUCAGGUUUGCCUGGACCAACUGCCCACCUACCUUACUCCAAGCACUUUUUCCAUGAGAUUCAGCAAUGAAACAAAUAACUCUAACCUAAGGAGGUCUGAGGAUAACCUGGUGACCACUGCUAGUUCAACUCCUGAGGAGGAAACUCUGACUCACACUUUUCCCACCUCAGCCAAGGGGGAGAUGACAACGGGAGGUCUGGUUCUUUGGAGAGUGGUUCUCUCUGUGAUAGUGCUACUUGUGGGCAUGCUGUUAUUUUGGAAAUGGAAGGUUUGCAAGAAGCGGAUCCUCAUCCUCAAAGGACCAACACAUCUGCCUUCCGUCACUUCACACAAAUCCAGGCCCAGAUUUGAAGGUUCUGAUCCAGUGAACAAAUAUGCAAAGAUCAUACCGACUACUGACAGUGGACCAGAAAAGGAAUUAAUUGACAGAACCCCUCCUGUGGAAACCAACAAUAACUUGGUCUCCAGCACAGAAAAAGCAUAUAGUCCUGAUCUGAGUCUGACUGACGUGGCACAGAGCAAUGGAAAUUCCCCAGACUGCCCUAUCGAUUCUCGAGUGAGAGACCACACAAAUAAUCGAAUUGAAAAAAUAUACAUCAUGAAGGCCGACACUGUUAUUGUGGGGUCCAUUUCAGAAGUGCCUAGUGGCAAGAACUGUGCUGCUAGAGGAUGUGAAAGUAAUGUUGAUGCCCAGGAAAGCAUAGAAGAAGAGCUGGGAAUGCACUAUCCAGAGCAGGAAACAGAAUCUUUUUCCGGGAAUGAUGUAAUGGUUCCCGUGGAAGAGGAGGGAAAGGAAUUUCAUCACCCCACCACUGCCACUGAAAAGUGAUAACCCCCUGAGAAGAUGUGUGAAGCUACAGAAACGUCCAGUGUGACACUAAGCCUGAAUCUAUGACCAGGAAGGUAAAAGCGUAGUCCCUUAGAUUGUCUGAAAACUCAUGUAAAACACUGAAACACAUUCAAACAAAGAGUGCUAGAACCUAUUCCAUCUAACAAAUGAGAGGAUCACCUAAACCGUUGGCCUUCAUAGCUCAUGUCAAAUAUUUUUCUUUCCCUCUCUCUCCCAGUAUUAUGCUGGAAACAAAUUUGAAUCAAAGCUACAAAAUUCAGAGGACAUCUGGAUGGCAACUCAAGUUUCACAACUUGCUUUGUCUGUACGAAGGAAUGGAUCGAAAACUAUGUCUGAUUACUUCUACUAGCUAUGAAAUUUCUGGCCAGAAUUCUGAGUUAAGCUUGAGACCCAGCCAUGUUUCAUAUGUUUUUCUAUUCCAGUAUUACCAGUACUUCCAGUUUUGUCAUAUAUUUUGCGACGUCUGGUAUUUUUCUUAAGGCCUUAACUCUUGAAUGAAAGUAAUGACAAUUUCAGUUUUCACUAACAUAAACUGAACUCUUAAGUUUGUGGACUUCAUGUUUCUUAAGGAAAUAGGCUCAAAAAGUGUCACACGGGCUCAGAAAAAAAGAAGGCAAAUAAAACUAAUUGAAGUCUACUGUACUUCAGGCCAUUCUUUCUCAUUUUUGAAGUUUGAUUCAUGUUUUUGACUACUUCAAAUCAUCAGUAAGUGUACAAAAUGGCCUCUUCUGAUGGAAGCCACACUGGCUGAACAUUUGGAUGUUGGAUGAACUAUGGGUUUAGCCCAGCGUGGAGUCUGUAAAGAGGGAAAAGAAGAAAAAAGCCUAGUUUUCUACAAAAAGGAAGGACUGAAAAACAGGCGCAGCAGUUAUUUCCUGUAACAUUGUUAAUAUCUGCUUGUUUUAGAAUUGCUCAGAAUCAUCAGGGUGACACUGAUUUGCGUAUCUAUGCUUUAAAAAAGUCUGUUUUGUGGUCAACUGGCCUGUGUUAUGCUAUUUCUCAGUCUUUCAUGCUGCUUGUUUGAUAAGUGUAAAUGUAAUAGUGCUGACUGUGUUUUUGCCCAGGACGAUGGAAAAUGAGCAAGAUGACAAAGUGUGCCUUAAUAGACAAAAAAAGGAACCACAAAAACAAUUACUUGCUUUGUAGUUUUACCCUGGACAGAGUACUGUAAUAACAGCUGUGCAACUUCAGUGCUGUUUUUCUUAGAACACACAAAAGGAACAUAAGGACAUAAAAAACACCUUCUUGGGCCAGACCAG